Geodia barretti is the source of this 1564-nucleotide messenger RNA. The record is from the annotation of a GenBank genome assembly. NCBI's taxonomy places the organism in Eukaryota, Metazoa, Porifera, Demospongiae, Tetractinellida, Geodiidae.
GUGGUUUUUGGCGGCGCAGCGAGGUGCAGAGUGCAAAGUGCACGCACACACACAAGUUUCACUGCUCCAUGCAGCUUGACAAAGUAGUUGGACAUGUCUCGUCACAGAAGCAGACACCACGACACCCAAGAGAGGCACAGAGAACGCUCCAGAAGCCCACAACCAAGAGCCGCGUCACUGGAGAUACACAGCUCUGAAAAGGAUAAAUGGAGAGAGAGACAUAAGAGGAGGGAGAGCGGGGGUGAGGAGGGAAGGACACGAAGAAGAGAGAAGAGGGAUGAGGGGAUAGAGAAAGGGGAAGAGAAAAGGAGGGGGAGGGGACACCAUGGCAGUGAAGAGAGGAGAGAUGGGCAUAAAGAAGAGGGUAGGGAGGGUGAUGGGUUGAAGAGAGAGGGUGGGAGAAGGGGAGAAGAGGAGGUAAGGAGAAAAGAAGAGGUUGAAAGAAGAAGGGAAGGGGAAGAGGGAAGCAGAAGAUGGGGAGGGGAGGGAAGAAGAGGGGAGGGAGAGGGGACUGCAAGGAGGGGGAGAUGGCAAGAAGGUGGAAGAGAGGAGGAGAGGGGUAGAAGAAACAGGGAUGAAAAUAGAGGGAGGGAGAGGAGAGGACAAGAGGAAGUAGAAAAUUGGACUCGUGCAUCAGGCAUUGACAGAGCUGGAGAAAGGGACACGCUUGGCUCGAGAAGGGAUGAAGAACGAAGACAAAGUAUGUUUCCUCCAUAUGUAAUUACGCACAUGUGAAUGAAUGACCAAGUAGAGCAUUUAUUCUACUGUCCUGCCUCACAAAUGUUAUGAUUUUAGAACGGGAACAGAGGACGAAGGAAGAUGAGGAGGCUACAAGUUACGAAUUUGGAGGUGAGGGGGGAAGAGAAGGGUCUGACAGAAACAAUGAAGAACCUGGAGAAAUGGAAGAGCCCAGCUUUGCACUCUCGGGGAAGCUGACUGCUGAGACCAACACAUACAGGGGGGUGGUGAUAAAGUACAGCGAGCCAGGAGAGGCCAGACAGCCCACCACAAGAUGGAGACUCUACCAGUUCAAGGGAGAUGAAGUUCUACCUACUCUGUAUGUCCACCGACAGAGUGCCUACCUCAUUGGCAGGGACAGGAGGGUGGUGGAUCUACCAGUAGACCAUCCGUCAUGCUCUGGCCAGCAUGCAGUCCUCCAGUACAGACUAGUCACCUAUGAAAAGAACGAUGGCUCUGUUGGCAAAAGGGUCAGACCUUAUCUUAUUGACCUGGAGUCCACCAAUGGGACUUACAUCAAUAACCAGAGAAUAGAGUCUGCUAGAUACUGGGAACUAAAGGAACAGGACAUGAUCAAGUUUGGCUUCAGCUCCAGAGAAUACAUUAUCUUGCACGAGAACUCCAAAGACGCUGCUACAGCUGUUGAUGCUACUGACGACCAACCAUAGACAGCAACCAACUCUAUCAGUCUCCUGCAAUUAUUGUCGUUUUAUGUGUCCCUUUUGUAAGCAUUUCCUUCUUCAAAAUUAAGAAGAUUUGAUUUAAGGGUCGGUGGCUAUAAGGGCUAAAAUUAGAAACUGUUGCUAAAACCAGAAACUUGGGCCCU